Molecule: messenger RNA, 3624 nt
Organism: Knipowitschia caucasica
Lineage: Eukaryota; Metazoa; Chordata; Actinopteri; Gobiiformes; Gobiidae
Source: the annotation of a GenBank genome assembly
AUGUCUACUCUCUCCAGAAACAUGAGCGUGGGAUCUUUCUACUUUCUUCUUCUGCUGCCCCACUUUGCGGUUGCGUCUGCCUUCUCCGGGGUCUUCUUCAACACCACGGACCGCGACGUCUUGGUGGACAACUUCCUGCCGGCCAAACCCCAAAGCCAUUGGAAAGCCUCCGACUCCCACCCGAGUCUGUACUUCAGCCAGGCCGACGUCGCCAAUUUGAGGCAGAAAUCUGGGACCACCCACAGUCAAAUAUUCAAAGUCCUUCGCGCGGCGGUUCUGACCAUGCUCUCCAACAUUCCUUACUACAUGCCGCCCGCCAAGCACGAGGAGUUCAGCAGCAAGUGGAACGAGAACUACGGCAACAACCUCCCCCCGUUGGCGCUCUACUGCCUCCUGUGUCCAGAAGACGGCCCGGCUUUGCAGUUCUUGGUGAAGUUCAUGGAUCGAAUGGCGGCGUAUCCGGAUUGGAAGGUGAAGAACGCGCCCAACGACGAGGUCCCGGCCGCGCAUUCGCUGACGGGGUUCGCCACGGCCUUUGAUUUCGUUUACGCUUUCCUGGACGAGCGGAGGAGAGAGACGUACCUGAGGAAGAUCCGAGGCGAGACGGAGGAGCUGUACGAGCUGUCCAAGCACCGGGCCUGGGGCAAGCAGUACCUACAGAACCACCAGACCACCAACGUGCUCGCCAUUCUCACAGGUGCCAUCGUGGUGAGCUCCCACGAUGAUCCCGAGUCCAUGAUGUGGAAGCAAGUCUCCGUCAACUACAUGGAGAAGACCAUGUUCCUGCUCAACCAUAUCGUCGACGGAUCCCUCGACGAGGGCGUGGCCUACGGCAGCUACACGGCUAAGUCCGUCACCCAGUACGUGUUUUUAGCCCAGCGUCAUUUCAACAUCGACAACACGCAGAACAACUGGCUUCAAACCCACUUCUGGUUCUACCAUGCCACGCUUUUACCCGGGUUUCAACGCACGGUCGGCAUCGCAGAUUCUAACUACAACUGGUUCUACGGUCCGGAGAGCCAGCUGGUGUUUCUCGAUACUUACGUCUUGAAGAACGGAACCGGGAACUGGCUAGCUCAGCAGAUACGAAAGCAUAGGCCGAAAGACGGACCCAUGGGGCCGUCCACGGCUCAGCGCUGGGCGACUCUUCACACCGAGUACAUUUGGUUCAACCCGCACCUCAGUCCGCAGCCUCCCCAUGGCUACGGGCAAUCCAGGAUGCAUGUGUUUUCAAACUGGGGGGUGGUGACCUACGGAGCGGGCCUGCCGAUCUCACAGGGCAACACCUUCGUCUCGUUUAAGUCGGGAAAGCUAGGCGGCCGCGCUGUUUACGACAUAGUUCACGAGAAGCCUUACUCUUGGGUGAACGACUGGACUAGUUUCAAUCCAGGGCACGAGCACCCGGAUCAGAAUUCGUUCACCUUCGCGCCGAACGGGCAGGUUUUUGUCUCCGAAGCACUUUACGGUCCUAAAUAUAGCUAUUUGAACAACAUUUUGGUUUUUGGGCCAUCUCCCACCAGCCAGUGCAACGGUCCAUGGGAGGGGCAGAUGGGGGAGUGUGCUAAGUGGUUGCGUUGGACAGAUGAAGGGGUGGGAGACACUCGGGGAGAAGUAGUGGUUGCUUCUUCACACCAAGACACUAUGUUUGUAAGCGGGGAAGCUGUCUCAGCUUAUUCCACAGCAAUGAGACUCAAAAGCGUCUACCGUUCGCUAGUGCUGCUAAACUCUCAGACACUUUUAGUCGUGGAUCAUGUCGAAAAGUUCCCAGACUCCCCCAUUAAUUCUUUCAGCGCUUUUUUCCACAACCUUGACAUUGACUUUAAGUACGUCCCCUUUAAAUUCAUGGACAGGUACAACGGCGCCAUGAUGGAUGUCUGGGAUGCCCAUUAUAAAAUGUUCUGGUUUGACACACAGGGUCACAGCCCAGAUACCAGAAUACAGGAGGCGGAGCAGGCAGCCGAGUUUAAAAAGCGGUGGACGCAGUAUGUCAAUGUCACUUUUUCAAUGACAAACACAGUGGCGAGGGUAGCUUACAUUAUGCACGGCCCUUAUGUGAAAAUAUCCAACUCUAGGUUCAUUGACAAUAGCCACAAUGGGGUAAGACUCUCAAUAGUCAUCAAUAACACUGAGAAUAUUGUAUCUAUAGCCACUAACUACAAAGAUAUAGGCGCCAGGUUGAGUUAUCUGGGGUUCGGAGGGCAUUGCAAAGUAGAGGACUCAUACCAAGUGACGCGAUACGGCCUCGGAACGCAGCUCAUUCCCAAACAAAUAAGCAGCGAUAAUCAGCUGUUUGAUUUGGUGUUUACCGUGAAUGUCAUAGCCGGGGUGGUGCUGUGCGUAGCCGUGGCUUUUCUGACCCUGCAGAGAAAGUUUUACGUGUGCUUCAGCAGGCUCAUGCGCUACGCCCUGCUCUGCGUCCUCCUUCUCUGGAUCGCGGAGUUGCUGUUCGUGUCCAACAGCUGCGAUAAACUUCUCUGCGGGGUCAAAUGGAAAGGGACGGACCCUCAGAAUGAAGUCAACAAGCAGAUCAGGCUGUACGAGCAACAGCGCCUACCUUUGCCAAACGUCCUGAUCACAGCUUUGCCUGGAGCUGGCGCGGAGCUUCUCAAACAUCUCUUCUACAACAACUCUGAUUUUGUCUACGUACGCGUUCCGACGGAGCACUUGGACAUCCCAGAGACUGAGUUCGAGUUUGACUCUUUGGUGGACGAUUGCGAGUGGUCUAGACUGGACGCGAUUCAAGGACGCUUCAAAAUCAUCCAGGGUUGGCUCCACUCGCUGGUCUAUGACAUUAGACUACACUUGCAGAAUAUACAAUUAGUAGAAGAGAGCAGAAUCCCCAAAGCGAGAAGCGUUAAUAUUGUGAGGGAUAGAAAGAAGCGUUUCAGGAGGAGAGAAGUAGCGUCAGAAUUGAGGGGGAAACUCAAAGCAAACUCCGACAGAGACGUGGAAUAUAUUCGAGAUUUGCGACGCCAUGUUGUGGAGUACCCUAGUGCUCGCGUGGCUCUCUUUUUGCGCAGCGGGAGUUGGCCUCUCAAACUCCCUUUCAUCCAAGAAGUAGUGGGACCAUCUCUGCGGACAAUAUACUUAGUCCGUGACCCUCGAGCGUGGAUUUAUAUUAUGCUCUACAACAGCAAGCCCAGCCUUUACUCACUCAAGAACAUCCCCCAGCAUCUGUCUUUGAUAUUCAAGGAGGAUUCUGUCAGGGAGGGCUGCCCGGCCGUCGCACCGGAGUUUAAAACAAUCCGCAAACUAUUGACGCUCUCCGAGACAAACCCGGUCUUAAUCCUGGCGCACCUGUGGCUAGCUCACACCGCGGCGGCCCUGAGGGUUAGCCAAAGCAUCCCGCCAGACUCAUAUCUCCACGUGAGGUUUGAAGACUUGGUCAACCACCCCCAGGAAACUGCCGAGACGAUUCACUCUUACCUGGGGGUGCCUUUGUCGCCCGCUGCCCUCAAUCAACUCCUGUUCACGACGUCCACAAACCUCUACAACCUGAUGUACGAAGGGGACAUUUCGCCGGCGAACAUUAACGCCUGGAAGAUGAAGAUGCCGAGGAAAGACAUCAGGAUGGUGGAGGAUGUAUGUGGGGAGGUCAUGAGGAGGUUGGGGUACUUGAGGUGA